This is a messenger RNA of Symbiodinium sp. CCMP2456, 8094 nucleotides long. The record is from the annotation of a GenBank genome assembly. NCBI's taxonomy places the organism in Eukaryota, Dinophyceae, Suessiales, Symbiodiniaceae.
AUGUGCCUGCUAAACUCUGCUCCAAUGGCGCUGAGCACAGUGUUGCUAUCAUGUGCUGCCCUCUCCGCGGCAGCAUAUCGUGAAGGCUUCGCAAAGAUCCAGCAGGAGCUCGAGCUGGAGCUCCAGGAAGAGCUGCAGCUCCGUGCCGAGCUAAUGGACGCCUUCGACGCCUUCGAGGCGCUGGAAGGCGAUGUCGCCCUUUUCGGGGAUAUGCGGGAAGGCCGCUUCCUAAAGGCUGCACAGAUGCUGGAUGAGGAUGAGACUUCCGUAUUCAGCCGACUGAAGCUUGGCUUCUCCAGAGGGCAAAACAUUGUGGUCGUGGGAGCUGGUGGGGUCGGCAAGACAGAGACGAUCAAGCUGGCAAUGGAGGACCACAACAAGUCCAAAGCGAGCUUCGAUCUGCGGUCAUGGUACAUGAAGCAGGUUGGCAUGACAAACGAGAACCGUGGCAACUACGUCAAGGGCUACGGGGAAGACGGCAGGUCAGCAGUUAAGGCAGAGCAGCUAAAGCUGCUGCAGGAAGGCCAAGACAAGAUCAAGGACGAGAUCGGAGAGAAGAAAGCUGACAUUCUGUUCUUUGAUGAGGUGGACUUGGGCAACGGCUUUCUCAAUCAGGAUGAGCUUGACGCAAUGAAGUUGCUCCUCGAGUGGGGCAACGAGCUUGCAUCCGACAAGUCCAAAGUUGUGGUGCUUCAUCCUUUGGUCUCCACGCAGAGUGCAGUGCACUCGGUGCUGGCUUCGAACGGCUUCCCAUCUCCAGGUAAUGAUACAUGGAUUGACUUUAGUCAGCCGUACACCGCGAACCAAGAGGCAGCCAUGAUUACUGGCAUCCUUGCCGGCCGUCCCGUUGCGGAAGUCUCGAGUGUCGUGAGCAGGCUUCAGAGCUACUUCAUGGGCAUGCCGAACGCAUACUUGCCUUUCCUCAUUAACAAGGGAGGCAUUCUGAACGACCUCUCCACGAUGCCGCUGGACGCAGCAGAAGAAGCCAUGCGUACGACAGUGAAGCAGAAGAUUGGUGGGAAGCUGAUCCAGAUCAACAUCGGCUUCCAGGCAUCAGAGGCUGCUCGUACUGGAAUCAAGCUACUGCUGGACCACCCUGAUGCCAAGAUCCAGGACGAAGAAGCGCGGAAUGGUGGAGUGGCCGCCAUGGCCUUGGAGAAGCAAGGCACUACAUAUGUCGUUCCUCCCGUGAUGAGGGAUGCCUUCCGCGACUAUUGCAAAGAUGCAUCGGACAAGGACAAGGCGAAGGUGCCCCAAAUUCUACUCAUGGCAGAGCUGCUGCCAGGGAGCGAGAACAGCUCCUCGUCAAUAACCUACGUUCUCAGCUCGUCCAAAGAAGACGAGUCAGACGAUUUCAAUUGUGUCUACAGAUGGUUCAAUGUGUGUCCACAGCACAGAGGGCCAUACCCUGCACCUCAGAACCCAGAAAGUCCGGACGACUUCGUCAUCCGGCUUGAUGCGAUUCAGUCUGUGUGGAUGCAGGCGGGAUGGCUCCUAAUGGCCUUUUUUGGUGGUGGUGCAUCGGUGCUGCUUGCACGAUGCUUCGUCAAGGCUGAGUCUCGUCUCUCGCACAAUUGGUCGCGAAAGGCAGAGACGUGGUUUUCGCCAGAGAGAGAGCAUGUGUUGGAAUUCAUUCUUGGAGUUUUAACGAUAAUAUCCAUUCUUGACUUUGCAGACUCCACGUGUGAGCUUGAGCAGGGCAAGCGCUACUUCGACGCUUGGAAACAGCCGGCUUGGUAUUUGGAGAACUUGACUGCCUUCCUGCUGCUUUUCUCUGUGUCCUUGCGGCUCUACACAGCAGACUUGCGCCUUUCAACCUUCCCUCGCACGCGGUAUUUCUUCACUUCACCGCUUCUUUGGUCAGAUGUCCUUGCCAUGACUCCGACGCUUUUGGAUCUCAUCUUGCCGCAGUACGCCGACCUCUUCCCGAACCUCAUCUGGCUGCGAAUGCCUCGCAUGGUAGACGCGGCGCUGCGAGCCGGACAUAGUGAAGAAGGCUUGGGAAUUCUGGCCAAACUUCUAUGGUCGAACUGGAGUUUGCUUCAGAUCUCAGUCUACCUGCUUGGUGCCAUGUGGCUGGCUUGCAGCACCAUCCACUUCUUGACCGAGCGGGAGAAUGAGGAGUUCUACUGGGGAGCUGAGCCGGGCUACCAUCGGUAUGUCUCCAUCCCUUCUGGCAUGUACUAUGCUUUGAUAGACUUCCAUGGUGAGUUCCCGAAUGCCGACGAGUUCUCCAGACCGCUUGGGCGGAUGAACUCAAUGGUGAUCUGCCUUGUGGGGACGGCCUUGCUCAGCGUUCCUGCAGGCGUUCUUGGUGCAGCCUUUCAGGACCACAUCUCCUCGAGACUGUCCCGCAGGCUUCCCCUUCGAUCUGAGGAGCGUCGUCCCCCACCUUGCUCUGCUGCCUGGGGAGCAUGCAUGGUUGGCUUAGUGUUACUAUCGACUGGCAACUUUGUUUUCCUGACGCGCGUGUACCAGCAGCCUGUGCGGGAGUCAGACACUGAAGGUCGUGCGUACGGUGCGGAUGGAUGGCAAGCCUCUGCGGUUGCGCCAUGUCGCUACCUGGACAUCAUCUUUGCCUUGCCUUUUCUGGUGCACUGGUCGCAGCGCUUGCUUUGCGCUGCGCACAUUCGCGAGUACCUGCUGAGCAGCGUCCAUCUCGCCGAUCUCUUGGCGUGGUUACCAUCCUAUUUCCUGUGCAUCUCCCUCCUGCUGCACGGCAGCUGCCAGGAGUUUCGGGGCAGUCAGCGACAAGCUUACUACAGCAGGGAACAGCUCGCAUUCCAUGGCAUGUGCAUGUUCCGCUGGAUCAAACUGGACAGUUUCUUUGGAGGCAUGUUCGAACAACUCCGGCAAGUCCUCGCCGAGAACUAUGUUAUCUUCAGGAUCACCUUCAUUCUGGCAACGGCUCUUUGGAUAUCAGGGUCUGUACUUAUGUACUAUGCCGAGCGUGACAACCCAGACGAAGGUACUCGGGAUCACUUCCGCACCCUCCCUCUUUCGUUCUGGAUGACUGGACUGGACUUCACCAGCGAAGCUCCUGUGAAUGACCAUUCUGCCCAGGGGAAGGCCGUUCACACGCUCAUCAUGCUGGUGGGUGUCGGCGUCUUCACUGUGCCCAUGGGUGUCUUUGGCGCAGCCUUCCGAGAACGUCUGGAUCAGAUGCAUGCUCAGCUUCUGAUGUCCAGGCCCAAUGCCCCUCGCAAGAGCACGGAAGUUCGUCGGGGUUCGGGCACCGCGGUGCUUCUUGCGCAGGAGGAGUUCGACAACAUGUCCGUUGUCUUCAGCACACUGGCACAGGAACGAGCGUCUGGAGUCUAUCGAGACGUUCAUGACGUGGACGACGAGAAUCUCAUGAGACUGCAGCCUGGAUCUCGUAAAUACCAUUGGUACAGGCUGCUGAUGGGGAAGCGACAUCCAGGCAACGGGGCAGGUGCAAAGUGGCUGCAGCACGCCAUCGUUGCCGUGACUGCACUUUGCUGCUUUGCCUCCUGCGUGGAAACGCUGACCUUCUUUGAUGACUGCGAAGCGACGGCGGCGGCUGCUGAAGACAUGGACACAGGUCUGGGCUUCACUCUGCGUGCUGCGAGCUGCAGCACAUAUAGCCACAUGCUGUCAGCAGUCUCAUUGCUGUGCCUGCUUUGCUUCCUGGCGGAGUUUGUGGCUCGGUGCUGGUCCCAUCCGCAGCCUUGGAAGAUGUUCUUGCAUCCAACGGGUGUGGCAGAUCUUCUGGUCAUCGCAGGCUCUCUUCCGAUCACUUUGGCUUACUUGGGAGGAUUUUCCGUAAGCUACCGGCUGCGGAAUUUCGCUGUAACCUUGCGCCUUUGGCGGCUCGCUGCUUUGGAGCGCUAUGUGCCUGCCUUUGGCGACUUCCUGGAGGUACUUGCCGGACGCGGGUACCAGAUGCUGCAAGUCUGCUAUGUGCUGACGAGCUUUUGGUUUAUCUUGGCUGCGUACAACUGGUACUUUCUCCAUGGCGAGUUCGAAGUGAAAAGUGAAGACAAGACGUUCGCUUGCUGGUACUCGAAUUUCUGGUUUGCAAUGCAAUUUACGCUGAUCCACAUGAGUGGCGAUUAUCCAAUGACUGAGUAUCCUGUGAAAGUCCGACUCGUCCACGCUUGCUCGCUGUUCUCCGCUUGGGCUUUCGUCACCAUGCCGGCAGCCAUGCUAACAUCAGCUUUCCACGAUGCCCUGGAAAAGAGGCGGAUCCUGGCAGCGCAACAGCGAAACCAGGCGCUUAGCAAGAUCGUCCGACUGCUCCGCCGCAUCAUCCUCAGGCGCCGCUUCAGGGGCGUCGCGGAGCGCGCCCUGGCAGAGCACUCCAAGCAGAUGACGUCUGUGGGCCUGGCCAGGAAGAAGUAUCCUCGCUUGGCAUGGUUGUUGAUGUUUCUGCACUCCGAUGAGAGAUAUCUUUUCGUGUUGGGAACAGCGACUGUCUUCCAUGUCGGUGCGGCCACUCUGCGCACUAUCCCACAACUUCAGCCGGAGGCGAUGACGUGGGAUAUUAUCAUGCUGCCCUUCAUCCUGUUCUUUGCGCUGAACCUCUUGGGUCGCGGGUGCACGGCCUUCAUGAACCCCAGCUACCGCUGCUCCGCGCUCUUCUUCGUCUCAAGCUAUCAGCGCAUUCUGCAGCUUGUGGCUUUCUGCCUCUACUUCUACCACCUCGCCAAGCCAGGUGACGAACGACGGCUGAAGCGGGCUUGUGCAGCUCAAGUGAGCUUCAUCGUGAACUUUGGGCAAAUUCUGGGCACCAGCGCAUUGCUGAACCUGGUAUGGGCCGAAGCUGAGCUCCCAGAAGGUAAUGGGCUAGGCCAGGGCCGGCUAGGGCAAGGAGCCUUCUGCAGGACGCACACGUUCCGCCCAACGAUCAUCAGCUACAACUCGGCCAUCAGCAGCAUGGAGAAGGGCCUGGGGCCCGGCCUGGGCUUCCCUCCCUUCGGUGCUCAAGGCUUUGCUGUUAAGCCGAGGAUCGGCCAGUUCCUGUGCAGCGCAGCCAUGGCCUUUGAAGCUGAUAAGGCCUCUGCAGCUGACGUCCUGAGAGAAUGCUUCGGCCAGGGUGGUGACUUCACCAUAACGGUGGAAGAAUGCGCUGGGGAAGACUCUGGCGAGGAUGGGGCGAUCACAAGUCGGUCUGAGUUCAGAGUCUGGUCCGUCCUGCUCGCGAAAUGGUCCAAAGUCUUUGAUAAAAUGAUCAACUCCAACUCCUUUGCAGAGUCUGCGCAAGCCCAAAUGGUCAUCAAAGAUUUUUCUGCUGCUGCCGUGGAGACAUUCUUGCGUUUCCUCUAUUCUGGAGUCGUAGAAGGCAGCAUCCCAACUCUGGUGGAGGUUGGCACACUCGCAGACAAGUAUCAAGUGGACAAGCUAUCGGCACUCUGCUUUCGGGCCGUCCAAAAUAAGCUUCAGCCGGAAGUGGCGUGUGAGCUUUUUGCAUGUGCAGACCGCUUCCAGGUCGCGGAUCUGAGGCGCCAGGCGCUGGAGCAGAUCCUGAUCUACCCCAAAGAGGCACUGAGAACUCGUCCAGUGCUCAAUCCUCGCCUGUUGAACGAGGUUCUGGACUCCCCGCUGCUAUGCAUUGAAGAUGCAGACCUGAUGAGUAUACUGCAAGGUUGGGGCAAGCGAAAGGCAUCGGCAAUUGAAAACGAUGCCGUGCAGCCACUGAUCGACAGUCGAGUGUCCAACUUGCAGAAGCGAAAGCCAGGCGAGCACAGCACGGAUGUCUUGCAGACGCUGUGGAGCCGAUACGCGAACAAUGGGAAAACGGACACGUUCUUGGGUUACUGGGUGUCCAUCAUUCUCGGCACUCCCUGCAUCCUUAAUGGAAUCUACAGAUCUAUUGAUGAAGGGAACAGACUUGCCAUGCUGCAAGGUUGUGCCGCCAAUUCUCGCAACUGCUUGCCCCUGCGAUUCAGCAGGGGGUGGAUUGUGUGGAUGCUUCCCCACCACUCGGUGUACCUCACAGGCUUCUCUUUCGCUCAUGUCAUCUCGAGCCUGCUGCACUUCGAAAUCCUUUGUUCACGAGAUGGCUGUGAUUGGCACCUGGCUGUGUCAUCGGAGAAGCGCGAGAUCCCGGCAAAGAAAUCUUUGAGCUGCAGGCAGCCUCCUCAUCUGGUGAAAUGGUUCAAAUUGCAGGUCUUGGAAGGGGAGUUCAUCAACAACUUUGGAAUACACGGUAUUUUGCAGACAGACUGCAAUGUUUGGGCGCAGGCGGUGGCCUUGCUCGAAGACGCGCGCGCCGAACGGCUUGAGCUGCAGGUUAUCACCUACAAUGCCGCGAUCAGCGCUUGUGAAAAAGGCUCUCAGUGGCCCCUGGCCAUUGCUCUGCUGGCAGAGUUGCCGCAGGUCGCACUGGACCACGAUGUCAUCUCAUUCAAUGCUGCGAUCAGCGCUUGCGGGCGAGGUUCUCAGUGGGCUGUGGCUGCCGCACUACUUCGGCAGCUGCAGGAGACGGACAUGCAGCUUACCGUUAUCACUUACGGGGCCGCGAUUAGUGCUGCAGAGAAGGGUCAGCAAUGGGAAUGGGCCUUGAAGCUGCUUUCAGAGAUGCUGGGGCAACGCCUUGUCGGUAACGUGAUCACUUGCAGUGCAGCAAUUAGUGCCUGCGAGAAGGCAGGGCGUUGGCAAGAGUCAUGGCACUUGUUGCAAGAGAUCGACGAUCUCAGGAUCGAGCUGGACGUGAUAUCGUUGAGUGCUGUGAUCAGCGCUUGUGGACGCGACUCGCAGUGGCGCCAUGCGGUCGAAUUGCUCGGGGACAUGCAGCACCGUCACGUACAAGGCAACCUGGUCACAUACAACAGUAUGCUGAGUGGACUUGAGAAAGCUGGGCAGUGGCAGCUUGCCCUGUCGUGUCUGGCAGAGCUCCAAGACGAGCUGGAGCUCGAUGUCAUAACUUACAGCGCCGUGAUCAGUGCCUGCGAAAAGUGCGGGCGCUGGCAAGAAGCCUUGCUGGUUUUGGUCGACAUGCAGAGACGGCGGCUAAGUGGCAACGACAUCACCUACAACGCAUCUAUCUCCGCAUGCCAGAAGGGCGGCCAGUGGCGCUUGGCCUUGCAGCUCCUUUCUGACUUUGACAUCCUGAGCCUGCAGAGGGAUGAGAUCAGUUACAGUGCUGCGAUCAGUGCAUGUGAAUGGGGCUACCAGUGGCAGAAAUCUUUGCUUCUCCUCGCGGAUCUGCUGUCCUUCGGGUUCGAGACCAACAUCAUCACGUACAACGCUGCUCUCAGCGCUUGUGCUGAAGCCAGCAGCUGGGAACAGCCGUUGCUUCUGCUGACAGACCUGCAGGACCUGAGACUCACCGCGAACACGAUCACCUGCAGCGUUGCCAUCAGUGCAUGCGAGAUGACCAGCCAGUGGUCUGAAGCCAUGUUCCUGCUUGAGGACUUGCAGGCUAACAGCUGCCGCAGCAACAUGCUCACGUACAGCUUUGCUGUGGGUGCCUGCGGAUCUGCGGGUCAGGGUGACAGCCUCUUAUCACUGCUGCUCGCAGUCUCCGGAACGUUCUGGGUCCUGAGUGCCACUCUCUGGUAUCUGGCGGAGGGUGGAGAGCAGGGCAUGACGGACAUGUUCUCCACCUUGUACUACACAUGUAUCUUCCUCCUGGGGGAGUGGUGCUCGUUCGAUUUCUCGCCAGUGGGCGCAGGACUGAGCAUGCUCUACUCCAUCGUCGGUGUUGGCUUGAAUGCCAUGCCCAUGGCGGCUGUCCAGGAUGCUCUUACGAAUAUGACAGACUCAGGUGUGUACCAUCUGAUGAUUGAGCGGCGGAGGCUUAUCCACUCGGGGAGCAACCUUCGAGGCUCUGAUGACUCCGAUGCGCUUGAGCCUCAGACCACGGCUGAAGCGCAAAACCUUCCCCCUUUUCGGGAGUUUGCAAGCGAGUGGUCCUGGCCGCCUGGCCCUGCUCGAGAGGGUCCAAAGAGACGACCUGGUGACCUGCGCGGGCAUCUUUUCGACGACAAAAGACAGCCAGCGCAGCAAAGCCCACAAAAGAGCUGGGCCAGCAAUUGCCACAUUUGCCACGGCCACGUCUUCCUUUGUUUUGGCGCAGAUCGCCAAAGCCCUGGACGGUUCGGAGUUUCUGGGCCGGUCCAUCAAGGUUGA